This is a messenger RNA of Austrofundulus limnaeus, 1519 nucleotides long. RefSeq names its product ATPase cation transporting 13A2 (gene atp13a2). Gene Ontology annotation, biological process: regulation of autophagosome size; intracellular calcium ion homeostasis; polyamine transmembrane transport. Gene Ontology annotation, molecular function: ATPase-coupled monoatomic cation transmembrane transporter activity; ATP binding; ATP hydrolysis activity. Lineage: Eukaryota; Metazoa; Chordata; Actinopteri; Cyprinodontiformes; Rivulidae. The record is from RefSeq and is a predicted model, not a curated record. Gene Ontology annotation, cellular component: late endosome membrane.
UGUCCUCAAUGAGGACUGGACCUGCAAAGACUUGUAUGGCUUCCAAAAGGGCCUGAGUCCUCAGGAGCAGAGCUUCAGGAGGUCCAUAUUUGGGGUCAACCUCAUUGAUGUGCCUGUGAAGUCCUGCAUGAGGCUUCUGUUUGAAGAAAUCUUUGUGAUCCUUGACCUGGUGGGAGUUCAUUGUUAGAGGUCUGGAUAUUGUGACCAUCGUAGUGCCUCCUGCCCUGCCUGUUGCCAUCACCACAGGAGCUAUUUAUGCUCAAAGCAGGUUAAAGAAAGACGGUAUUUUCUGCAUUAAUCCACCACGCAUCAACGUCAGUGGAAAAAUCUCAGUCUUCUGCUUUGACAAGACUGGAACUCUGACUGAAGAGGGUCUGGAUGUGUGGGGAGUGACGGAGGGAGGACCUGCUGGUUUCUCUGAACUGGUCCAAGACCCUAAACUCCUGCCUCCGGGUCACAUGCAGUCUGCCCUGGCCUGCUGUCACACUGUUACACUGCUCAAAGGUCAGCCCCUUGGAGACCCUUUGGAGCUCAAGAUGGUGGAGUCUACAGGCUGGAUUCUCCAGGAACCAGAGGGAGACGGGGAUGUUGUUCAUGCAGAGUUUGGAGGUUUCAAAGUUUUAGCUGUUAUGAGACCUUUGCCUCAGCAGCCUCACUUUCAGGGAACUUCGUCCAGCGAAGCAGUGGCCAUCAUUAAGAGGUUUCCAUUCUCCUCGGCCCUGCAGAGGAUGAGCGUGGUGACGGUGGCCCACGGGGGGCGCUCUGCUCUGGCUUUUCUUAAAGGUUCCCCAGAGAUGGUGGCCAGUCUCUGUCGAGCCGACACAGGAACGUCCUGGCUAUCAUCUGGCUAUUGAUGGGAGGUCCUUCUCUGCCCUCUGUGACCACUUUCCUGAUUAUCUUCCAAAGGUUUUGAUGAAAGCCACCAUAUUUGCACGCAUGCUUCCCGACCAAAAAGCCCAGAUGGUGAUGGAGCUGCAGAAACUGAACUACUGUGUGGGCAUGUGUGGGGACGGGGCCAACGACUGCGGGGCCCUGAAAGCUGCUGACGUCGGAGUUUCUCUGUCUGAGGCCGAGGCUUCAGUCGCCUCACCUUUCACCUCCAAGACUGAAAACAUCAGCUGCGUGCCGCUGCUCAUCAGGGAGGGCAGAUGUUCUCUGGUCAUGUCCUUCAGUCUCUUCAGGUACAUGGUGCUGUACAGCGUCAUACAGUUCUGCUCAGUCCUCAUCCUGAACACAGAGAAGACAACUUUGGGUGAUUUCCAGUUCUUGUUCUGUGAUUUGUUUCUCGUAACUCUGCUGGUCUUUGUCAUGGGGAGAGGAGGCCCCAGUGAGCAGCUGGACCCCUGCAGACCUCCAGGCAGACUGAGAUCCCUGCCUGUGUUUGGCAGCCUCCUCCUUCACACCUGUGCGAUGUUCCUGGCACAACUGGCUGCAUUUUUCAUCACCAUCAAUGAGAACUGGUAUAUUCCAUUAAACUCCACAGUGUUUGGGACAGAAAAUCUGCCCAACAUGGAGAACA